Apaloderma vittatum (bar-tailed trogon) is the source of this 612-nucleotide messenger RNA. It is a transcript of the gene RNASET2, whose product is annotated as ribonuclease T2. Gene Ontology annotation, cellular component: extracellular region. Gene Ontology annotation, biological process: RNA catabolic process. Lineage: Eukaryota; Metazoa; Chordata; Aves; Trogoniformes; Trogonidae. The annotation marks the transcript as partial. Gene Ontology annotation, molecular function: ribonuclease T2 activity; RNA binding. The record is from RefSeq and is a predicted model, not a curated record. The transcript is spliced from 7 exons.
AUGAGUGCUAAUGACUGUCAACAUCCUCCAGAGUACUGGACAAUCCAUGGACUGUGGCCUGACAAAGCUGAAGACUGUAAUAGAACAUGGCAUUUUAAUGUCACCGAGAUUAAGGAUCUUCUAUCGGACAUGAGACAGUGUUGGCCUGAUGUGCUUCAUUCAUCUCUGAAUUGCACCCAUUUCUGGAAACAUGAGUGGGAGAAGCAUGGCACUUGUGCAGCCACACUUCAGGUUCUUAAUUCUCAGAAGAAAUACUUUGGUAAAGCCUUGGAACUCUACAAGCACCUUGAUCUUAACAGUUGUCUCCUGAAAGCUGGGAUAAAGCCAGGCAGUUCAUAUUACCAGAUGACUGCCAUAAAGGAAGCUCUUACGAGGUUCUAUGGUGUAACACCGAAGAUCCAAUGUCUUCCUCCAGAAGAGGGUGAAAAAGCACAAACAAUUGGUCAGAUUGAAUUCUGCUUCAGCAAAGAGCUACAGCUGAGAAACUGCACGGCGUUGAAGGGGGAAUCCGACCCAGUGCAGGUGGACUUGAGGCUUGGAACUCGGGAAUUGUCUGUCUGCAGCGAUGCUCUCCCGACUUAUUAUCCUUCACAGGUCCAAGAUCACAAAUGA